AGAAUUAUGUCCCUCUCGGGCUUCCGUAGGGCGCCGUGGUUUCUAUGGUAACAAAGGAGGUUUGCGUUGAAGCUGCGUGGCUGGCGAUCCCGACACACGGAGAAGAUAGCCAGGCUUAUGGCAAAACACUUUCUCUGUCACUAAACCGGAACAGUAUGGUGAAAAAAUGUCGGCGUCCUCUAGAGGCCAAUCCAGAAGUGCAGCUCCAAGAAGCAAGACUGCUACUCCAACAUCUUCAGCGUCUGCAGCCUCGGCCAGUGCUAGUCGUGCCAAGCCAAGUGACAAGCUGAACCCCAAAACUAUAGACCCGUUUGCCGAGACCCAGCGCUCGUCCUCCCCAUUUGCAGCGAUAUAUUCUAAAGGAGGAAUUCCUUGCAGACUGGUUCAUGGUUCGGUAAAACAUAAGCUACAAUGGGAGCGCUCUCCAGAAAUGAUACCAUUCGACCCUCUGCUCAUAACUUUAGCUGAGGGUCUCAAAGAAACCAGACAUCCUUACACAUUUGUAUCCCAGGAGGGGUUUAAGGAAUUACUGAUGGUUCCUGGUGCUGCAGAAAAAGCUCUGCCCAGUUUACCAAAACUUGCAGCUGCUUUGAAAGGUGCCCUUGUGCACGCCGAUGGUGGAGUUUUUGAAAGAGGACUGAAUGGUUUGGUGCAGCUAAGUGCUGUAGUGGGGCCAGCACUGAAUAUUCAUCUGAAGAAUCUAUUAACCAGUCUUUCGAAAAGAUUAAUGGACAAGAAGUAUAAGGAUGGAGUCACAUCUGCACUGCAGAUUUUGGAACAGUAUGGGGGAAAGGAAAGCCUGGGAAUAAUCAAAUCUAAAAUCCCAACCUACUGCUCCAUCUACAGCUGAAUGUUGGAGCACAGAGAUGUGUGUGGAUGAUCAAGAAUGAAAUCAGCCAGAAUUCUUAUGUCAGAUUCAAGAUUAUACAUGGAGACAUGGACCGGGGCUGGAACCAAAAUAAUGCGUGCCGCUCUUACCUAAGUGUUUUAACCAAAUGUAUGUUUGCUUCAAGGUAACUGGAUUAUAGGAUUUAAUACAUAAAAUUUAACAAU
Molecule: messenger RNA, 1053 nt
Organism: Hyla sarda
Lineage: Eukaryota; Metazoa; Chordata; Amphibia; Anura; Hylidae
Gene: PACRGL
Product: parkin coregulated like
Exons: 8
Coding region: 167-850 (227 amino acids)
Source: RefSeq, a predicted model, not a curated record